AUGACAAAUAUGGGGACAACAGUACGAGCUGGGUACAGUGUCCUAGUCUGGGUGGCCUGUCUGCUCCUGGUAUUUCCUACCACAGUCACUGGACGCAAAGUCACUCAGCCUGAAGUGGAUACCCCCCUGGGUCGUGUUCGAGGCCGGCAGGUGGGUGUGAAGGAUACAGACCGCAUGGUAAAUGUCUUUCUGGGAAUUCCCUUUGCUCAGGCACCACUGGGACCUCUUCGGUUCUCAGCUCCACUCCCACCACAGCCCUGGGAAGGUGUGAGGGAUGCCAGCAACAAUCCCCCCAGGUGCCUUCAGGAUGUAGAGAGAAUGACCAUCAUCAGAUUCGGCCUCAAUGAAAAGCUUCAAAUCUUCCCCAUUUCUGAGAACUGCCUGACCCUCAACAUCUACAGCCCUGCUGAGACUACUGCAGGGGCCAAGAGGCCGGUCAUGGUAUGGAUCCAUGGGGGCUCUCUGAUAGUUGGCUUUGCCACCUCUCAGGAUGGAUCAGCCCUGGCUGCCUAUGGGGAUGUGGUAGUUGUCACUGUCCAGUAUCGCCUUGGGAUCUUUGGCUUCCUCAGCACUGGGGACAAGCACAUGCCAGGCAACAGGGGCUUCCUGGAUGUGGUGGCCGCUCUACGCUGGAUCCAGGGGAACAUAGCCCCCUUUGGGGGUGAUCCCAACUGUGUCACAAUCUUCGGUAACUCUGCUGGUGGCCUUAUCGUCUCAUCCCUGUUCAUGUCUCCAAUGUCUACUGGGCUCUUCCACAGAGCCAUAUCCCAGAGUGGGAUUGUCACCACCAAGGUGUUGAAAGAGUUGAACGCAUGGCAUGAAGCUCAGAACUUUGCCAAUUCUGUGGCCUGUAGCUCCAGAUCCCCAGCUGAGCUGGUGGAGUGUUUGCUGCAGAAGGAAGGAAAGGACCUUAUCAGGCAGAAAAACGUGACCAUUUCCUACAUAGUCAAUGACUCCUUCUUCCCACAAAGCCCAGAGAAGCUCCUAUCAGACCAGCAAUUCCCCACUGUGCCCUACCUCCUGGGGGUCACCAAUCAUGAAUUUGGCUGGCUCGUUUUCAAGAUCUGGAAUAUCCUGGAUAAGUUGGAACAUUUGAAUCAGGAGGACCUGUUGGAGAUUUCAAGGCCCUUGCUGGCCCAUGUGGAAGUGCCCCCUGAGAUCAUGCCCAGUGUCAUAGAUGAAUACCUAGACAAUGGCUCAGAUGAAUCAGCUACAAGGUAUGCCCUCCAGGAAUUGCUGGGCGAUAUAGCCUUCGUCAUUCCUACCUUGAACUUCUCGAAAUACCUUCAAGAUGCUGGGUGCCCUGUUUUCCUGUACGAGUUCCAGCAUACACCCAGUUGUUUUGCAAAGUUCAAGCCAGCAUGGGUGAAAGCUGACCAUUCAUCUGAGAAUUCCUUUUUUGGAGGUCCUUUCCUCACUGAAGAGAGUUCCCUCCUGGCCUUCCCAGAAGCCACAGAGGAAGAGAAGCAGCUAAGCCUGACCAUGAUGGCCCAGUGGAGCCAGUUUGCACGCACAGGGAACCCCAAUGGCAAGGGGCUGCCUCCUUGGUCCCAAUUAAACCAGUUAGAACAACACUUGGAGAUUGGUAUAGAAUCACGGACUGGGGUGAAGCUAAAGAAGGGUCGGCUACAGUUCUGGACAGAGACACUGCCCAGAAAAAUUCGAGAAUGGCACCAAAAGCAGAGGAGCAGGAAAGUUCCAGAGGAACUCUGA
This is a messenger RNA of Arvicanthis niloticus (Nile rat), 1713 nucleotides long. RefSeq names its product carboxylesterase 3 (gene Ces3). NCBI's taxonomy places the organism in Eukaryota, Metazoa, Chordata, Mammalia, Rodentia, Muridae. The record is from RefSeq and is a predicted model, not a curated record.